CACCAUCCCCCGCAGUACGGGUGGUUCCAGCGUCCCCUCAGCCCAGCUUGCAGAAGCCAUGCAGAGAGCCCGCGGCACUAGAGGCGAGGACGCGGGCACGAGGGCACCCCCUAGCCCCGGGGUGCCCCCGAAGAGGGCCAAGGUGGGGGCUAGCGAAGGGGCCCCAGCGGUCGCGUCCGGAGCGCCGGUCUUCCUGCGGUCCCUGAGGGACACGGCGGUGCUGGCUGGCAGCGACCUGCAGCUGCGGGUGGCGGUGAGCGGGACACCCCAGCCCAGCCUCAGCUGGUUCCAGGACGGGCAGCUCCUGCCCCCGCCGGUCCCCGAGCCCAGCUGUCUGUGGCUGCGCAGCUGUGGGCCGCGGGCCGCCGGCGUGUACCGCUGCAUGGCCCAGAACGCGAAGGGCGAGGCCUCCUGCCAGGCUGUGGUCACGGUGCUGGAGGUCAGAGACUCAGAGACGGGUGAGGAUGACAUCAGCGACGUGCAGGGGACCCAGCGCCUGGAGCUUCGGGAUGACGGGGCCUUCAGUACCCCAACGGGGGGCUCCGAUACUCUGGUGGGCACCUCCCUGGACACACCCCCGACCUCCGUGACCGGCACCUCCGAGGAGCAAGUGAGCUGGUGGGGCAGCGGGCAGACGGUCCUGGAGCAAGAAGCGGGCAGUGGGGGUGGCACCCGCCGCCUCCAGGGCAGCCCAAGGCAAGCACAGGCAGCCGGGGCCGGGCCACGGCACCUGGGGGUGGAGCCGCUGGUGCGGGCAUCUCGAGCUAAUCUGGUGGGCGCAAGCUGGGGGUCAGAGGAUAGCCUUUCGGUGGCCAGUGACCUGUAUGGCAGCGCGUUCAGUCUAUACAGAGGACGGGCGCUCUCGAUCCAAGUCAGCGUCCCUCCGAGUGGAUCGCGCAGGGAAGAGCCGGACCCCGAGCCGCAGCCGGCCAGCGAAGCCCUGCGCCGCCCAACCCUGCCACCUCCCUCCAAGUCCGCGCUGCUCCCCCCGCCUUCCCCUCGGGUGGGAAAGCGGCCCCCGCCGGGACAGAGCGCCCAGGCCGCAGCGCGCCCCACGUCGCCCCAUCGGCGCCCUCAGGAGCCCGUGCUGCCCGAGGACGCCACCGCCGAGGAGAAGCGCGGAAGAAAGGCCAGGUCGUCGGGGCCCUCGCUGGUGGGCACGCCGCGGAGCCGCGGGCCCAGGACGGAGCAGGGGGAAGGGCCGCAGCAGGAGGUGAGGCGCCGGGAGCAGUUCCCACUGACCCGGGGCAGAGCUAUCCAGGAGUGUCGGAGCCCCGUGCCGCCUGCGGCCGCGGAACCCGCCGAGCCCAGGACGAAAACGCCCUCGGGUCGGAAGCGAGAGCCCCCAGCGCAGGCGGUGCGUUUCCUGCCCUGGGCCACGCCGGGCCAGGAGAGCGCUACAGGGGUACAGACCUUGGAGAAAAACAGGGCGGGGCCGGAGGCGGAGAAGAGGUUGCGCAGAGGGCCUGAGGAGGACGGGCCCUGGGGGGCUUGGGACCGCCGAGGGGCCCGCAGCCAUGGCAAAGGUCGCCGGCCACGGCCCACCUCGCCAGAACUCGAGUCUUCGGACGACUCCUAUGUGUCAGCUGGAGAAGAGCCCCUGGAGGCGCCCCUGUUUGAGAUCCCCCUGCAGAACGUGGCGGUAGCCCCAGGAGAAGAUGCGCUGCUCAAGUGUAUUAUCACAGCCAACCCCCCGCCCCAAGUGUCCUGGCAGAAGGAUGGGUCAGCACUGGGAAGCAAUGGCCGCUUGCUCAUCCGGGCGGAAGGCGAGAGGCACACCCUGCUGCUACGGGAGGCCCGGGAGGCUGACGCCGGGAGCUAUGCGGCCAUCGCCACCAACGAGCUGGGCACAGCCCGCUGUGCGGCUGCCCUGGCUGUGAGACCCGGUAGGGAGCCCGUCACCCUUGGGCGGAGUGGAGAGUGGAUGCCCGCUGAGCCUCCAGACAGAGCACAGGGCCUGACGCAGCUGCAGACCUGCCGGGGAGCCCUGGCGCUGGGGCUCCAGAGCCAGUGCUGCUGA
Echinops telfairi (small Madagascar hedgehog) is the source of this 2020-nucleotide messenger RNA. Its product is annotated as striated muscle preferentially expressed protein kinase-like. The transcript is spliced from 8 exons. The record is from RefSeq and is a predicted model, not a curated record. NCBI's taxonomy places the organism in Eukaryota, Metazoa, Chordata, Mammalia, Afrosoricida, Tenrecidae. Bases 59 to 2020 code for a protein of 653 amino acids. Gene Ontology annotation, biological process: muscle cell differentiation. Gene Ontology annotation, molecular function: protein kinase activity.